Prunus mume (Japanese apricot) is the source of this 1471-nucleotide messenger RNA. Its product is annotated as Transducin/WD40 repeat-like superfamily protein. The record is from RefSeq and is a predicted model, not a curated record. Gene Ontology annotation, molecular function: protein binding. NCBI's taxonomy places the organism in Eukaryota, Viridiplantae, Streptophyta, Magnoliopsida, Rosales, Rosaceae.
AGGUUCUCUCUCCCUCCCAAAUCUUCACUGGCCAAGUUCUAGGGUUUUCUGGAACCUAAAGAGGCUAAUCGUCUCCCUUUCUCAUUAAUUCUGAAGAAAUUACUGAGCUUUCUGUCCCCAAUUCCAUGUUCGUUCUCUGUUUCGAUGCGUUGAGUAAGUUCGGUCUGUAAGUGCACCAAAAUGAGCGGAGCUGCCUUGAAGUUCGAAAACCCGAUCCGAGAUGCAAUUUCCAGAAUUCGGUUCGCUCCGAAAUCAGACAACCUCCUCAUCUCUUCUUGGGACUCUAGCCUGAGAUUGUACGACGUCGGAAACUCGGCACUCAGGUUAGAAGCUUCGUCGGAAGCUGCGCUCCUCGAUUGUUGCUUCCAAAACGAGUCCGUCGCUUUUAGCGCUGGCUCUGAUGGCUUCAUUAGAAGGUAUGACUUGCAUUCUGGAAUUCAUGAUUCAAUUGGAAAUCAUGAUGACACAUCAACAUGUGUUGGAUAUUCUGAUGAAACCUGCCAAGUAAUCACUGCUGGUUUGGAUAAGAAGAUAUUGUCAUGGGACACACGUACGCCGAAGGGUAUUGCAUGUGUAAGAAAUAUGGAUUCAGAGGUGAUGUCCAUGUCACUCUCAGGCUUUGAUAUGAUGGUAGCUGUUGGAGCAUCAAUAUAUGUAUAUGAUUUGCGCAGGCUAGAAAAACCAUUUCAAUCAAAAGAUUCGCAUAUGGGUGUUCAGAUUGUAUGCGUUAGUUCAAUUCCGUAUGCUAAAGGUUUUGCAGUUGGCUCAGUAGAUGGACGUGUAGCAUUGGAGAUUUCCUGCCCAUCGAAUUCAGAUGACAUCAGAUAUAUGUUCCGGUGUCAUCCAAAGUCAACUGACAGCAAAUAUCAUCUGGUGUCGGUGAAUGACAUUGUAUUCAAUCCGAUCAUCUACGGUGCCUUUGUUACUGGUGACAAUGAGGGUUAUGUUACUGCAUGGGAUGCUACAAGCAAAAGGAGGCUGUUUCAGUUGCCUAGAUACCCAAACAGUGUGGCAUCCUUAUCGUACAAUCACAGGGGACAACUUCUGGCUGUUGCAUCAAGCUACACAUAUCAAGAAGCUAAUGAAAUAGAAGAGCCUCCUUUGGUAUUCAUACAUGAAGUUGACAAUGACAACAUGAGAUCUGUAUCUGUUGGAAGUUCAAGCAGAAGAUAAUUGUACAGAGUCAGAUGAAGGUAAAGAUCUACAGGAUCAUGUGUAAAGUUAUGAUGCUCGUGGCGUCCUUGUAUAUUAAGUGUUGCCCUUCCUGAACAUGGAGGAAAUGCUGUACCCACCGAAAUUGGAUGAAUAGUCAGCUGCAAAAUCUAGAAUUUUAGGAAUUGCACCUGUUGUAGAAUGGUGUUAACUUUUGUAACGUUCUUCUAGACAGAAACUACUUCCAUGAGUUUUGCUCUACUGGUUGUAUGAAGCAUGCUUGUUUAUUUGUUUGUAUUAAUGUGAACCUUCCACAUAA